Lolium perenne is the source of this 2016-nucleotide messenger RNA. RefSeq names its product kinesin-like protein KIN-10C. Lineage: Eukaryota; Viridiplantae; Streptophyta; Magnoliopsida; Poales; Poaceae. Gene Ontology annotation, biological process: mitotic spindle organization; microtubule-based movement; spindle elongation. Gene Ontology annotation, cellular component: microtubule associated complex. Gene Ontology annotation, molecular function: ATP binding; microtubule motor activity; microtubule binding. The record is from RefSeq and is a predicted model, not a curated record.
ACCGUGCCGCCACAAGUAUUCAAAAUUCAAAGCGGGAGCUCCAAAGCUUCGAGCAGCCCCUGCGCCCUUCGCGCCGCCCUGCUCCACACGCGCGCUCACCGUCGUCCUCCCUCCACUGUCCUCCGCGCACCUGCUGCGUCAAUCUCCAUCAGAUGGCGAGCGCCGCAGCUGCCGGCGCCGCCUCCUCUCAGCGGGUGCGUGUCGUGCUGCGGUUGCGCCCGUUCCUCCCGUCGGAGGCCAGCACGGCGGCGGCGCCGCCCUGCGUCACCGUCAUCGGCGGCCGCCCCGGCAGCGAGGUUACCGUCCAGCUCAAGGACCCGCGCACCAGCCGUAGCAAGUGCUACAAGCUGGACGCCUUCUUCGGCCAAGAGGAUCGGGCCAGCGACAUAUUUGACAAGGAGGUCAGCGCCGUGAUCCCGGGGAUCUUCGAGGGUGUCAACGCGACGGUCUUCGCCUGUGGUGCCACCGGCAGCGGCAAGACCUACACGAUGCAGGGAACGGAUGAUCUACCAGGGCUCAUCCCCUUGGCGGUGUCAACCAUCCUGAAGCUCAGCGCCAACACAUUGUGCUCCGUGGAGAUCUCUUACUAUGAGGUGUACAAGGGGCGGUGCUAUGACCUGCUUGAGCCCAAGGAUAAGGAGAUAAUGGCCUUAGAUGAUCAAGAUGGUAACCUGCAGCUGAAGGGCUUGGCUUGGGUCCCUGUGCGUUCCAUGGAGGAAUUUCUGCAAGUCUACUCGAAAGGUGUGGAGCGGAGGAAUGUGUCCCACACGGACCUCAACGACGUCUCGAGUAGGAGCCACGCUGUGCUCUCCAUCAGGGCCAGUAAUGAUGCUGUCACAGGGAAGCUUAACCUCAUUGACUUGGCUGGAAACGAGGACAAUAGCAAUGAAAGGAUACGUUCUUCGCUGUUUGCAUUGUCUAGUGUCAUUUCAGCUCUCAAGAAUAAUGAGCCAUGGAUACCUUAUAGAGACAGUAAAUUGACCCGCAUACUACAUGAUUCUCUAGGAGGCAAUAGCCGUGCUGUGAUGAUAGCUUGCCUUAAUCCCAUGGAAUACCAUGAGGCACUCUACACAGUAAAUCUGGCUGGUCGUUCAGGCCAUAUGAAACAAACGGCAUCUGCCAGGGUUUUUAGCAGGGCUAAAGUAAUGAACCAAUAUGACGAGAACAUAGAAAAGGUGCUAUUUGAUUCAGUAGAUCAUACUCCAGCAAAAAAUAUAACAAGAUUGAGCUCACAAGAUGCAGUGAAGGCAAUCAAGAAAGUGGUGCUCCCUUCAUCAUCUCCAUGCAAAGAGGACAAGUUUGACUCACUCCUUAGCAAAGCUAUUUCUCCCAUUUCUCCCAACAUGGUAAUUCUCAAACAGCAGACCGAUGAAGAUCUCGAUUGCCCCCCUUCACUGGAGCCCAAAACUCCAAUAGGAGCAUGUAACAUAGCUGGGGUGAUUUCAAGUGCUACACCUCUUGAUAAACUCAAUGCACACGGAUCUGACCUGAUGGAAUCUUAUAUUCAGCAAUACCUUGAGUUCUUAAAUCUUGCAAGCAAGGAAGAGCUGCAGGAAGUGAAAGGAAUUGGUGAAAAGAGAGCAGAGUACAUUCUUGAACUCCGGAAGGAUUCACCUAGACCAUUCAAAUCUCUUUUGGACAUGGAAAAUAUAGGUCUAUCAUCAAAACAAAUACAAGGCCUCAUGCUUAAAACAGCCACUGGAAUCUUCGAGCAAUCGCUCGAACGGAGUGUUGGACGACACGCUGGAGAUACCAGCCAGCACCGCCGCAGAAUCAACUAAUUUGUCUGUUCUAUUUUAUUUCGGCUUGAUGCGGUCUGUCACUCCAGCUACCUGAACUAGAGUGUGCACCACAUCGUGACUCACUGACGGUAGUGGUAGCUGUACUGUUGGAUUGUUGGCAUGUUGCUGGCGCUUUUGCUGCUUCACAUGGAGGAGGACGGAGCAAUGCAUUGCUCCUCUUAAUUGUAGAUUUUCUCUUCCAAUGUGUUACUUCACAUGAGCUGCUCUUAUGUGU